Mercenaria mercenaria is the source of this 1856-nucleotide messenger RNA. RefSeq names its product short-chain dehydrogenase/reductase family 42E member 1-like. Bases 291 to 1502 code for a protein of 403 amino acids. Gene Ontology annotation, molecular function: 3-beta-hydroxy-Delta5-steroid dehydrogenase (NAD+) activity. The record is from RefSeq and is a predicted model, not a curated record. Gene Ontology annotation, biological process: steroid biosynthetic process. The transcript has 11 exons. NCBI's taxonomy places the organism in Eukaryota, Metazoa, Mollusca, Bivalvia, Venerida, Veneridae.
CCAAAAUAUGGAAUAUAAAAUCUCCGACUAUUUAUUUAUAUAUUUGCUGAGUACUGAAUUGACCGGUUGUUUCAAGUUAUUGUACUGUAUCCGCUUCAACUCUUAAGUGUGUCUUACAUUUUCGUGUCACGUUAUAUAAUAGUGGGCGUUGCGAGCUCUUCGUUCUCAAAUUGCUUCGUACCUGUAUUUGGUUAACAUGAUUUUAAUAGAAUGUUCUGUUGAAACCUUUCAUAUGGAGUCUCCAGGGCCUCUGUUGUUUGUUCAAUGACUUCACAAACGAAAUGUUUUAGAUGGUUAUACUGAGGAGCAAUAAAAGAACUGGCGAAGAAGCAGAUAGAAAUACUCUUCCAAAGAAGCAGGAAGUACAUCUUAUCACUGGUGGUGGCGGCUAUGCUGGUUUCUGGCUUGGUAGGAACUUGGCAGCUAGAGGUCACAGUGUGAUACUCGUAGAUGUACGGGAACCAAUCUGGACAUUGAAAGAAAAUAUGAAAUUUUUAGCUUGUGACCUCACCAACAGGGAAAUGGUUACAUCAUUGUUUACUGAUGUUGACUGCGUUUACCACAUGGCAUCUUAUGGAAUGUCAGGAAGGGAACAGCUAAAUAGAAGAAGAAUAGAGGCUGUAAAUGUUGGUGGAACAGAGAAUGUUAUACAAGCAUGUAAGACGAAUGAUGUGACACGACUGGUGUAUACGAGCACAUAUAAUGUUAUAUUUGGUGGUCAGACAAUCAAUGAUGGUGAUGAAAGUCUUCCUUAUCUACCUCUUAACAAGCAACCAGAUCACUAUUCUAGAACGAAGAGCAUUGCUGAGCAGAAAGUGUUGAAAGCAGAUGGCAGAAAAACAGAUAGUGGGAACACCCUUCACACGUGUGCCUUAAGACUGGCUGCUGUGUAUGGACCUGGUGAACAAAGACAUAUACCAAGAAUAGUGGAUUAUAUAGAGAAAGGCCUUUUUAGCAUUAUAUAUGAGACAGACACAUUACAGGACUUUCUACAUGUGGAGAACCUAGCUCAAGCACAUGAACUAGCAGGGAAGGCUUUGACAAAAGAUAAAAGUUAUGUUGCUGCUGGCCAGGCAUACUUUGUCUCAGAUGAUGCACCAAUCAACACAUUCUCAUUUUUUGGACCUCUUAUAACUGGUUUAGGCUAUCCAAUGCCUAGUAUUAGACUGCCCAUAUCUGUGAUAUACUUUGUAGCAUUUCUGACAGAAUGGCUACAUUACCUGAUCUCCUAUGUGUAUAACUUCCAGCCUUUACUUACUAGAACAGAGGUAUACAAGACAGGGGUCACACAUACAUUUAGUAUUAAAAAAGCCGGAGAGCAGUUGGGCUAUAGACCUACUAUACAGAACGAUAUAUCCAAGGUUAUACAACAUUAUAUAAACACUGGACAUAAGAAACAUACAGAGAAAGAAGCGUCCUCUAUAGUACAUUGGAUAGUGAAUAUAAUUAUAGGAGCGUUGAUAGCAAUGUUAAUUAUGUCUUUUUUGCCUAUAGUGAAGUAGAACCUUAGCAAUACUAUAUCUAUUUAGGGGUUGUUUUAAUGGCAGAUUUAAUGAAUGCCAUAUCUAUAUCUAGUUUAGUUAAGUAGCAUAGCCUGUUGAACAUUUCGAGUACUGUUAUUAAAAUUAUUUACAACAUAGGUCACAUUAUUAUUACAGGGUAUUUUAUACAGUGACAGCUGUAUUUGUGGGUGUAAAAAAGAGAUCCUUGUAUUCAACUGGUCUCUCUAUUCACAUGUAUAAAUGUGUUCUUCUGGCAUAUUUUCUGUGGAAGUGUAUUCUGCAGUUCAGUCACAUAUGGGCUACAUUUAAUUUUACUGUUGUAUUAUUGAAAUAAUAUAGAUAUAAGUAUUUGUA